AAGCAAAUUCCAGUUCACUGUCUGAACAGUGACCAACAAGUCUCUAGCUGUUUUACUUUAUUUACAGAAACGUCCAGCACUGCGAAACCGGAAACAAAUGUUUACAUUGCACUAGUCUUGGCUAAAACUAUAGGCAUAUGUUUUUAAGCUAUGUAGAAUUCUGCAUUAGAUCACUUUACAGCAAGUCUUCCGUGAAUGUACGUUAUCAACAAAGUCUCCCUGCAAGCAGGUGUCACGACUGCUUUCCUACCGUAAGGAGGCAUCCUUACUUGUGCUUUCAAAGACUCAGCUAGGAUCUGAGCACCGAUGUAACAAGACUCCAACAUGAUGACAAGAAGGCAUUUGAUGUCUGUCUUCCUCUUGUUCUGUGGAACCACAUUUGUCUUCAUUCAUGGCAAACAGUACUAUACUGCAGCUGUAUAUGAGCACAGUUCUAUACUAAAUCCUGAUACUCAUGCAAUAAUUGAUCGAGAAUCGGCUCUUAAGCUGAUGAACAAAAAUCUGGAUAUCUAUGAGAAGCAAAUUACUUUGUCUGCAGAAAAGGGUGUUCAAAUUAUUGUAUUUCCAGAGGAUGGUAUACAUGGCUUUAACUAUACCAGGGAAUCGAUUUAUCCAUUUUUGGAGACUGUUCCAGACCCAGACAAAAUAAAAUGGAAUCCUUGUCAAGAUCCACAUGCAUUCAUCAGAGCUGAGGUUCUUACCCGUCUGAGUUGUAUGGCAAGAAAGGGAAGAAUGUAUGUGGUGGCAAACAUGCCAACUCGGGAAGAUUGUGAUGACAGUGACCCCAACUGCCCACGUGAUGGAAGAUACCAGUUUAAUACUAAUGUGGUCUUCAGUGAUAAUGGUGAUCUUGUGGCCAGAUAUCGCAAGCAAAACCUAUUCUUUGAGUAUGAAUUUAACACUCCAUCAAAAGCUGAACAUGCAAUUUUUGAUACUCCUUUUGCUGGGAAGUUUGGCAUGUUUAUAUGUUAUGAUUUACUCUUCUAUGAGCCUGCAGUAAGCCUUAUUGAGAAAUACAAUGUCACCCAGAUUUUGUUUCCCACUGCUUGGAUGAGUGCAUUUCCCUUUUUAGUUGGUAUUCAGUUUCAGCGAGCUUUCGCAUCUGCCUUUGGUAUCAACUUUCUGGUUGCCAAUCUGCACCACCCUUCAUUGAAUAUGACCAGCAGUGGAAUAUACACCCCAAAAGAGUCAUUCUACCACUAUGAUAUGAUAGGGGAUGCUGGUAAGCUUAUAGUAGCCCGUAUCCCUGUGGUCCCAACUGAUCGUGUGCAGAGUGAAGCACAUUUUGUUCCAACAAGUCAGCAGGUUUUGGAGAAGUGUAACAGUACCCUUGUGUGCAGUGCUAAAAAAUCCUUGGGUUUGGAUUCAGUCUGUGAAGAUGCAGCAGCAGAUGUGCUAACAGAAAACAGCAUGAUUCCGCCUACAUUUAAUUCAAUAAUAUUUCAUGACAACUUCACACUUAGUCCACUCACUACACCUGUGGGUGAGCAACUGGUUUGUAGCAACUCCCUGUGUUGUCAUGUGUCAUUUUGUGGUAACUUUAGUCACAGUGAGUUAUACGUUCUGGGGGCUUUUGAUGGUUUACAUGCUGGUGGAGCAUUUUAUACUCAAGUGUGUGCUCUCUUAAAAUGUGCUGACACUAACUAUGAUUCUUGUGGGGCCAAAGUUACAAAUGCCAGUAGUACUAUAGACUUCAAAUUAUGGGGAAACUUCAGCACUCGGCAUAUAUAUCCUGAAAUACUUGGUUCUGGGUUAACUCUUUAUUUACCAGACAGUAUGGGCUGGGAGAAUAAAAGCUACUACAUGUACAGAAGGUCAAUGUCAUUGGGCCUGACAACUGCUGCUUUAUAUGGACGAUGGUAUGAAAAAGACUGAUACCUUAUCUUCUGGCCAUUACUUAGAAAUGUGUGCAGGUGAUUCUUAACAUUUGCACAAAUGUAAGCUGCACACUGAAUACUAACUAUAUGUGGGCUGUAAAUGAUCAAAUGAUUUAACAGAAAACUAAUGAGUCUGAAUGCAUUUUCAGCAAUCUUUUUUGAAACAUUUAUCAGUAUUCUAUAUCGUUGCUGAAGUUUUGCAAUUCUGAAAUAAAAUUAUUUAAGCAAA
This is a messenger RNA of Protopterus annectens (West African lungfish), 2106 nucleotides long. Its product is annotated as biotinidase-like. The transcript is spliced from 4 exons. Gene Ontology annotation, molecular function: hydrolase activity, acting on carbon-nitrogen (but not peptide) bonds, in linear amides. The record is from RefSeq and is a predicted model, not a curated record. The coding region runs from base 325 to 1875 and encodes 516 amino acids. NCBI's taxonomy places the organism in Eukaryota, Metazoa, Chordata, Ceratodontiformes, Protopteridae.